AUGGAAUACUGGAGUAGCUCCUUCAUCGAUGGCGCUUCUUCCUCCAACUUCAUGAUCUCUCCUUUCUACAACUUUGACCAUUUUCCAGGAAACGAUGACAACAGAUGUCUCUCUUCAGGUACAAUGGUUGGUGCACAACAAGGUAUGCUUCAUGUCCCUCUAGAAAUGGUGGAAAAUGGCUAUGGAGAAGAAAGCAACAAUAUCAAUGGACAGCAGAAGAAAAAGAAGAAGAUGACGAGUGAGCAGCUAAAGUUCCUUGAGAGAAGUUUCCAAGAAGAGAUAAAGCUGAAUCCGGACAGGAAGAUGAAACUGUCCAAAGAACUCGGGCUGCAGCCGAGACAGGUUGCGGUUUGGUUCCAGAACAGGAAAGCCAGGUGGAAGAACAAACAACUCGAGCAUCUCUAUGAAUCACUAAGACAAGAGUUCGAUGUUGUCUCUAGAGAAAAGGAAUUGCUACAAGAAGAGCUUAUACAACUGAAAUCAAUGAUAAGAGAGAACGGUUCGAACAAGAAGAUGCAAACCUGGGGAAAGCCUGCAGCGAGACAAUAACGGGUUAAGUUACAAACUCAAAGGUUUCAAAUAGGUUUCAAAAAUGGCUCAAAACCUUUAGCUUUGGUUUAAUAGAAGUUACAAUUUCCUUAGCGGGUCCUGUUUUUGUAUUAGAUUUUUGUAUUAGAUAUUGGUUUAAGUUACUUUCAUGUUGGUUGGCAAACAAACAGUGACUUUCAUUGAAUGGAAAUGAGUUCUCGAGGUUCAUUAAGAAUACUUCGUUGAAUGGUGUGGAUCAACAACCUCACUUUUUGGCUUCCAACGUCCUAGGCAAAGUUGAAAUUUUUUUAAGUGCGGUUUUAUAAUAUAUAAGAGUAAAGAACAAGGGGAUUGAUACCAAACAAAAAGUUCCAUAAGCUGCAGAAAAACCUCAAGUACAAUAUAUUAGAUCUGGUGCAAAACUAAAAAACAA
Capsella rubella is the source of this 961-nucleotide messenger RNA. Its product is annotated as homeobox-leucine zipper protein ATHB-22. Gene Ontology annotation, cellular component: nucleus. The transcript is spliced from 3 exons. Gene Ontology annotation, molecular function: sequence-specific DNA binding; DNA-binding transcription factor activity, RNA polymerase II-specific. The record is from RefSeq and is a predicted model, not a curated record. Lineage: Eukaryota; Viridiplantae; Streptophyta; Magnoliopsida; Brassicales; Brassicaceae. Bases 1 to 549 code for a protein of 182 amino acids. Gene Ontology annotation, biological process: positive regulation of DNA-templated transcription.